This is a messenger RNA of Neltuma alba, 746 nucleotides long. RefSeq names its product peroxiredoxin-2B. The transcript has 3 exons. The coding region runs from base 70 to 558 and encodes 162 amino acids. NCBI's taxonomy places the organism in Eukaryota, Viridiplantae, Streptophyta, Magnoliopsida, Fabales, Fabaceae. Gene Ontology annotation, biological process: hydrogen peroxide catabolic process; cellular response to oxidative stress; cell redox homeostasis. The record is from RefSeq and is a predicted model, not a curated record. Gene Ontology annotation, molecular function: thioredoxin peroxidase activity. Gene Ontology annotation, cellular component: cytoplasm.
UUCCCACUGAACCGGGAUUAGUGUAAUACACCGCCAUUGUUGUUACUUCACUUUGUUCAGGCGGCAUAGAUGGCUCCUAUCGCAGUUGGAGAUGUGAUUCCCGACGGAGUUUUGUCCUAUUUGGAUGAGAAUAACAAACCUCAAACCGUGUCUAUCCACUCUAUCGCCGCCGGCAAGAAGGUCAUCAUAUUCGGUGUUCCCGGUGCCUUCACUCCUACCUGCAGCUUGAAGCACGUGCCUGGCUUCAUUGAGAGAGCAGAGGAGCUGAAAGGAAAGGGUGUGGAUGAAAUCAUCUGUGUCAGUGUUAACGAUCCAUAUGUAAUGGGCGCAUGGGCCAAAAGUUUCCCUGAGAACAAGCAUGUGAAGUUCCUUGCUGAUGGUUCCGCCAAAUAUAACCAAGCUCUCGGGCUGGAGCUUGACCUUACAGAGAAAGGCCUUGGCACCCGUUCGAGGAGGUACGCCCUCUUGGUUGAUGAUCUCAAGGUGAAGGUUGCAAAUGUUGAGAAUGCAGGAGAAUUCACAGUCUCCAGUGCUGAAGAUAUCAUCAAAGCUCUGUGAGCCCCCCCCCCCCACAUGUCUUUAUGAUGCUGCGUGUCUUUAGUCCCUCCUCUCCGUUAGCUUCUUUUGUGUGUGCUUGCGUUUUCUGAUAUUCCAAGCAUUUUGGUUUAAGUAUGUAAUAUGUGGUUUAGAGGGGAUGUGACAUACUGCACAUGGAAAUAAUACAGCGGCUCUUUUCUUGUGAGUUA